CGCGCGCGUUGAACCAUCAUCUUCCCGAGGGAGUUCGCGUCCCCACCCCCUUCCAGCUUAUCAUCAUCUCUCCCCGAGUCCCAGCACGAUCGUCCCCUUCCAGCUCCGCCACCAGAUCAAUCCACCCGACUCCCCCUCCAUGGACCUCCCCAAGCCGCCGUCCACGUCCGCCUCGUCGGCGGGGUCGGAGACGCCGAACCCGCACGCCUUCACCUGCGAGCUCCCGCACUCGAUCUACGCGCUCGCCUUCUCCCCCACCGCGCCCGUCCUCGCCUCCGGCAGCUUCCUCGAGGACCUCCACAACCGCGUCUCCCUCCUCUCCUUCGACCCCGUCCGCCCCUCCGCCGCCUCCUUCCGCGCGCUCCCCGCCCUCUCCUUCGACCACCCCUACCCGCCCACCAAGCUCCAGUUCAACCCCCGCGCCGCCGCGCCCUCCCUCCUCGCAUCCUCCGCCGACACGCUCCGCAUCUGGCACGCCCCGCUCGACGACCUCUCCGCCUCCGCACCGCCGCCCGAGCUCCGCUCCGUCCUCGACAACCGCAAGGCCUCCUCCGAGUUCUCCGCGCCCCUCACCUCCUUCGACUGGAAUGAGAUCGAGCCCCGCCGCAUCGGGACCGCCUCCAUCGACACCACCUGCACCGUCUGGGACAUCGACCGCGGCGUCGUCGAGACGCAGCUCAUCGCGCACGACAAGGCCGUGCACGACAUCGCCUGGGGCGAGGCCGGGGUCUUCGCCUCUGUUUCGGCCGACGGCUCCGUCCGCGUCUUCGACCUCCGGGACAAGGAGCACUCCACCAUCGUCUACGAGAGCCCACGCCCCGACACGCCGCUCCUCAGACUGGCGUGGAACCGAUUUGACCUCCGCUACAUGGCCGCGCUGCUUAUGGACAGCAACGCCGUCGUCGUGCUCGACAUACGCGCGCCCGGGGUGCCUGUGGCCGAGCUGCACCGGCACCGGGCUUGCGCCAACGCGGUCGCGUGGGCGCCGCAGGCCAGUAGGCAUCUCUGUUCGGCUGGGGACGACGGGCAGGCACUGAUCUGGGAGCUGCCCGAGACGGCGCCAGCGCCGGCACCGGCGGCGGCUGUGCCUGCAGAGGGUAUUGAUCCUGUGCUAGUGUACGAUGCAGGCGCCGAGAUAAACCAGCUUCAGUGGGCGGCCGCCCACCCAGACUGGAUGGCCAUCGCAUUUGAGAACAAGGUCCAGCUUCUCAGGGUCUGACAAGAAUUGUUCUGAUGAAAGCUCGAUUCGGUGGAGCCAUGGGACUUUCGAAAUCAUCAGCUUAUAUGCAUAUUGUGUUGGCGGACCUCUUGACGUAUAUGAUACGCCAUUAACACCAGAAGCAGCCAUUCUGCUAAGCUACGGCAACCAAAUAAUAGUAUCUUUUCUUGGCUGCCGCCUAUUUGGCCAGCAAGGAAUGAACUCGCUGUGUUAAACCUCAACAAAAGCUAUGUAUUAGUGGAUUUAUCUCUGAACUUCCUGUCGAUGUAGAAAUAUAGAGCUGCUAGCUUUGACGCAUUGCCGCACUGGUUCCUAAAUGGAUUAGAAAACCAUUCGCACAUUCUCAUCGUGUUGGCCUUGAAAAGAAAACCAUUCGCACAUUCU
Messenger RNA from Panicum hallii, 1603 nucleotides. Its product is annotated as protein TRANSPARENT TESTA GLABRA 1. Gene Ontology annotation, cellular component: nucleus. Bases 140 to 1219 code for a protein of 359 amino acids. The record is from RefSeq and is a predicted model, not a curated record. NCBI's taxonomy places the organism in Eukaryota, Viridiplantae, Streptophyta, Magnoliopsida, Poales, Poaceae. The transcript is spliced from 2 exons. Gene Ontology annotation, molecular function: protein binding.